AUGGCGUGGCCGUGCAUUACGCGUGCCUGCUGCAUCAACCGCUUCUGGACGGAGCUGGACAAAGGGGACAUCUCGGUGCCGCUGGUUUUCAGCAAAUACUCGGAUGUGCAGCAUCUGCCCCAUCGCCCGCAGCCGAAGCAGAGGGCGGGCGCCAUCGCCAUGGAAACGCAGUCUCAUCCCGGCGAGCUGGAGGCAGGGAAGGCACCGCCCGGUCCCGGUGCCGCAGCGGGCCAAGAUGGAUCUUCUUCCUCUGCAUCCGUCAUGCGCCAAGACUUCCAGGCGUGGAGAGUGCGCCCCGAGCCCAGCUGCAAGCCCCGCAACGAGUACCACCCCUCCGCGACCCCCUUCAACAACGAGACCCAGUACCAGAAGGAUUACAAACCGUGGCCUAUACCGAAGAAGCACGACCACCCCUGGAUCCCCAAACCCAGCCCGACCGCCCCUGCAGCCGCCGCAGCCACGGAGCCUGCAGCCGAGGCCGAGAGCGGCGUGGAGAAGAGCGAGAUCGAGGAGAAGCUGCAGGAGAAGGAGUCCAAGGACGCGGCGGGGAGGAGCGGAAGGAGGGAGAAGUCGAUGGAGAGGAAACCUGCGGAGAAGUCCGAGGCGGAGGUGUCUGCAGAGGUGAGGAAAGGCCGCGCAGCUGCAGACGCUCUCAACAUGCAGAUCAAGGAGGUGAUGUCCACCUCCAGCAGCUACAGGACUGAGUUCAAGGCCUACAAGGAUGUGAAACCAGUGAAGGCCAUCAAAGCUGCUUCUCAGUACAAGCCCCCCGUGGUGGAGACCAGUCGGGAGACCAGCUACAGUGCCACGUACAAGGGGGAGCAGGUGAAGGCUCAGCCCACUGACAACAAGCUGCUGGAUCGCAGGAGGAUACGCAGCCUGUACAACGAGCCCAGCAAGGAGCCGGCCAAGGCCGACAAACCAGCGUCUCGUACCAAACCAAAAAAGACACCGACAACGACAACAGCGAAGAUGGUGAAAAAGGCCAAGGAGAAGCAGAUUGCCGGUUCCCAGUCCACCAAGAAAAAAACAUCCGUGGGCGCCGCCGAACCCAAACCGGAGGGCGUGAUCACAAAGAAAAGCAAAGAGAUCAGCAACAGACUGGCUGAAGCGAAGCAGUAA
This is a messenger RNA of Limanda limanda (common dab), 1122 nucleotides long. It is a transcript of the gene map6b, whose product is annotated as microtubule-associated protein 6b. Gene Ontology annotation, cellular component: microtubule; cis-Golgi network; Golgi-associated vesicle. Bases 1 to 1122 code for a protein of 373 amino acids. Lineage: Eukaryota; Metazoa; Chordata; Actinopteri; Pleuronectiformes; Pleuronectidae. Gene Ontology annotation, molecular function: calmodulin binding; microtubule binding. Gene Ontology annotation, biological process: regulation of microtubule cytoskeleton organization; cytoskeleton-dependent intracellular transport; microtubule cytoskeleton organization. The transcript has 3 exons. The record is from RefSeq and is a predicted model, not a curated record.